Messenger RNA from Syngnathus acus (greater pipefish), 4075 nucleotides. It is a transcript of the gene fhip1b, whose product is annotated as family with sequence similarity 160 member A2. Lineage: Eukaryota; Metazoa; Chordata; Actinopteri; Syngnathiformes; Syngnathidae. Gene Ontology annotation, cellular component: FHF complex. The coding region runs from base 460 to 3426 and encodes 988 amino acids. Gene Ontology annotation, biological process: endosome organization; endosome to lysosome transport; early endosome to late endosome transport. The record is from RefSeq and is a predicted model, not a curated record. The transcript has 12 exons.
GCGGGCGGAGUCGCUCUUACAUCACCAAGAUGGCGGCAGGCCGAAGAUGCCUCUCAGCUUGAGUGGUCGCUUGAUGCCCGUGUACGUUCCUCCGUCCCGUUGGUCGCCGACAGGAUGCGGCGCACCUCUCUCUCUCUCUCUCCCUCCCUCGUACCGAGGCGCCGCGGGCCGCCCCGCAGCUUGUGUCGGGCGCCGCUCUGACGUUGUGGCUCUCAUCUCGUUGCCGCCUACCGCUCGUCGCUAGCCGCUAGCCGCUAGCCAAGCCUUCGCUCGAUCGGGCAGCAAAACAAGCAAGCAUGGAGUGGUCCUGGCUGCAGACCGGAUGACGGGUCGCAGCACUUCCUGCCCGUGAACCUUGGGUGGCGACGACGAGCGCAGACCGAGCCCCGCCCCGCUCGCCCCCCCCCGUUGGCCCUCAAGCGGCGUGGCCUCUGCCCGCCGGCUCGUCGUGGCCCAGAGAUGAGCUGGCUGGGCAGGUUGACGCCACGUGCCGCCCCCGCUGCCGCCCGCCCGGGGCGGGGCGCCGCCCCCCACGAGGCGCCCUCGUGCACCGCUGACCCUGAGACCUGCCUCAUGGUCUUUGAGAACCACUGGAGACAAUUGUGGCGCGUGCUGGAGCAGAGCCAGUCGUCGCGCUCCACAGACGACCUGAUAGCGGUGAGGAACCACACGGACCAGAUGUUCUGCCUCCUGGCCGAGGAGCGCCCCCCCCCAAGCGAGGGCGACCUAGGCGGCCAGGACCAAGACGGCGAGGGCCGAGGCGGCAGCGGGCCCAUCCUGCAGCUGGUGAUCCGCGAGCAGGUGCUGGAGCGCCUUCUCCUGUGGCACCUUGACCGCGGUCCCGACACAGACAGCCUGGGGGCGCUGCUCAAGCUCUUUGAGAUGCUGGUGGGCCAAUCGCGGCAAGCCUUGCUGCGCCGCCCGGCCGUCCUGCGCCCGCUGCUCAGGCUGGUCGGGGCUUGCGCGCCGCCAGACGGCGGCUGUCCCCCCGCGCUGGAGAACGGCCUGGUGCUGCUCCUCAAUCAGGUGUGCGCGUGGGUGGCGCGCGAGCCGGCGCUUCUGGAGACCUUGCUGCGGGCGGCCCCGGCGCCGCGGGGCUCGGGCGACCUGCCCGUCCUCUCGCUGCUGGUGCCCUUCAUCCACCGCGAGGGCGCGGUGGGCCAGCAGGCCCGCGACGCCUUGCUGCUGGUCAUGGCCGCCUCCGCCUCGGACCGCGCCGUGGCGCGCUACAUUGCGCACAACUCCUACUUCUGCCCCGUGCUGGCGACGGGCCUGAGCGCGCUCUACUCGUCGCUGCCCCGCAAGAUGGAGGCGCGCGGUGACGACUGGCACGCCCUGCGGCGCGAGGACUGGACGGCCGUGUCCUCGCUGGUGGUCUUCAUGAACUCGCUGGAGUUCUGCAACGCGGUGGUGCAGGUGGCCCACCCCGCCGUGCGCUCGCAGCUGCUGGACUACCUGCACAACGGCUUUCUGGUGCCGGUGGUGGCGCCGGCCCUGUACAAGUCGUCGGUGGACGAGAUGAUCGCCAGCACGGCUUACCUGGACCUGUUCCUGCGCAGUGUGAGCGAGACGCCCCUGCUCAAGACCUUCCUGCGCUUCAUCCUGCUGCAUCGCCUGGACAACGACUCCAUUCUGGACACGCUGCUCGCGCGCAUCGCCAGCAACUCCAGGCUCUGCAUGGUAUCCCUGAGCCUGUUCCGCACUCUGGUGUCGUUGAACUGCGAGGACAUCAUGCUGCAGCUGGUCCUCAGGUACCUGCUCCCGUGCAGCCACGUCAUGCUGAGUCAGCGGCGCGCCAUCCGGGAGACCGACAUGUACGGGAAGUGCGCCGACAAGUUCCUGUCGCUCAUCCCCGAGUGCUGCCGGACGGCCGUGCAGGAAGAGGAUCCUCCCAAAAUGGCCCACGAUGCGGUCGGGGACUCCGGCGGCGGCGGCACGCCGACCAGACCUAGCACGCCGUCCCGGUUGACCUUUUUCAUCCGCCAGCAGAGCAGCGCCUCGGGGGGGCCUCCCGGUCCCGCCGACUACGAGCGGUCCGCCCCCGACAGCCCGGCACGCGGCGGGCCGCGGCCCACCGUCGCGGCUUUAGAUCGGGGCUACCUGGACUACCUGAAGGACGCCCGACGAGGCGUCGAGCUUUGUUCCUGGGCCUGCCGGGACUGGUCGGCGCCCUACGACGGCGAGAACCCCUGUGCCGGCGCCUCGCCCCCGCCCUUGCUGGCCGCUGCCGCGUACCCCGAGCGCCGCUCGGCGCGGUCCGAAUGGAGCGGCUCGGAGCACGACAGCGGCGAGUGGGAGGUCACCAUCGGCCAAAAUAACUGCAUCAGCCUCACGCCGCGCUCCAAGAAGCGUGGUUUUCAACGCCAACAGCCGCUUGCCAAACCCGUUCCUCCGCACCUCGGCCCCGCCGCGCCUUUAGCCGCUUCCCCACCGGCGCCAGACAACUCCCGCGAAGCCUUGGUCAACGGCGCGGCGGAGCCGAGCGAGCCGCGCCCGGAUGGGGACAGAGAGCUGGAGGCCAAGAAGGUGAAGCGAGACUCAGAGCAGCGCGACGACCCCCAACAAAAUGACGCCUCCGGCCAGCCUUCGGUGGAAAGCCUCAUCCGGGAGCGUCUGGAAAACUCUCCCGAUGACGGGGAGGCCUUCGGCGGGGAGCUGAAAGAGCUGGAGCGGCGCUUGGACCCGGAGGGGAAAAGGUCGGCUCCCGACGACACGGAAGAAAGUUCCCACGGGGUGCUCUGUAGUCCCGCUAGACCUCUGGCUCAGGGCUCCUGUCAGCCGUACACAGGUCCGCUGAUGGCGGCGCUGCUGGCCAAGAUGGAGAACAUGCCGCACAACUCGUUGUACGUCAACAUCCUGCUGACGGGCGUGGUGGCGCGGCUGGCCUGCUACCCCCAACCGCUGCUGCGCUCCUUCCUGCUCAACACCAACAUGGUCUUCCAGCCCAGCGUCAAGUCUCUCGUCCAGGUCCUGGGUUCCGUCAAGAGCCGUAUCGAGGCCUUCGCCGCCUCCCGCGAGGACUUCCCCGCUAUGCUGAGGAAGGCGCAGCAGUACCUGGUGGCGCGCGGGAAGUUGGACCGCAGCGAGCCGCCCGGCGCCGUCCCCCCCCUCCGCCGCUCGGAUUCGCUAGUCAAGAGUCGCAAGCCGUCCCUGAGCGACCUGAUCCUCCGCCACACCAACAGCCCCGCUCGAAGCCGCAGCGCCGCCCAGAUGGCCCUGGCCCACGUGCGAGUGGGCGGCCAGACACUGCACAGCGCUCUGUUUGGCAGCGGCGUGUCCAAUCUGGAGAGGCAGGCGGAGGCGCUGCGCGUGAAGAACGCCGUCUACUGCGCCGUCAUCUUUUGCGAGUUCCUCAAGGAGCUGGCCGCCCUGGCCCAGGAGCACGCCGUCGCACUGCCCUUCGCCGCCACCGAGGCCGAGGAGUAGCCCGAGGGGGCCGGCCCACGUGGAGGAGGAGCGGCGGCGAGACGUUGAGACGUGGGAUUCCAAGAUGCCAUCGAUGCGGAUGGGCCUAGCCGCAACCAGGGCCAGUCGCUCGCCAACACUUUUUGGUGCUAACUGCCAACAGGGCACAUUCAUGACCUUUGCGUCACGGAACACCUUUUCAUGUUGACAAUGGACAAAGGGAAGACGAGCUUUUAAGACUUUGGUCCAUUCACGUUAGUGCUCUUUCACACACACACACGACGCACACGCACACGGAGGAUGAGCAACUCAAAGGGAUUUUAGUUUGGACGCCGCGCUUGUCUCGUCCUUUAUUGCCAAGUGCGAUCGGUCCAGUCCGCUCACUCCCUCGACUGGCCUUUUUUUUUUUUUUUUUUCCCCCCCGCCUCUGCGCCAGCCACGUUUGACUUUGUUCACCCGAUCAAAAGUUUCUUCCAUUUUGCAACUAUGCAAAAAGGUGGAGACAGUCAGGUGGACGUGUACGUAUUGGAAGAAAAGAAAAAGGCAAAUGGCGGAAACGUUGAGCAUAUUUUUGUAUGAUUGUCAGCGCACGUGUGUGAGGCUGCGAAACAAUCUGUCAGCAAAACACUAAAGGGAAUGUUUUUAUUAAUUUAUAAAGUUUGCAACAGGC